CCAUGCCAGGUCAGUUACACUGGUGCUUUAAGUUGCCCAGUUCUUCAAGUGGACUGAAAUGGUAUAUUUUUUUAUUCGUCAUGCGUUAGAGUGAAUUCUAUCUUACAAGAGGGAGGGGCCAGUUAUCGCAGGAUACAUUUUGAGGUACUGCGUUGAGCACCCGCCCACCUCAAGCACUGAUGUUGCCUACCAUGGACCACACUUUGGUUUGAAUUGGUGUGUCGGGUCAUUGAAAAAAUACGAUAAUCAAAGUAUAACAGUUUAAGGAUACAUACCUGUCUAACAGUUUCGACACACUAAAAUAUAGUCCAUUUUAUUUGGGUAGACCUCAAAAAAGACCUCAAUCAAUUGUAUUGCCUUUAGGCUAUAGGUGUUCCAGCUGCUACACAUGAUUGGUGAUGAUGCCAAGGCCUGUAAAGAACAUAUCUGAUUCUGAUGUGCCAGGUGUUGUCGAGCCGUUGCAAUUCCCCCUGGUGGUGGGAAAAUGAUGUGUUGAAUUUACAGCGCGCUCGCCGGUGCAGAAACGGAGUGAACGGCGAUUGAACGACACACUUUCGGAGAGAGAGAGAGAGAGAGAGAGAAGCACCACUGCCUCUCCUCCACUCGAGUAGCCUACAUAUCUUGAGGCCUGGUUCCUAGUGCUCUCUGGACAGAAAACGCAUUGCACCGCGGCAAUUGUUUUUACAUAGAAUAACUAGGCUACUCUACGGAUACAUCCAAUAUAAAUUCACUUGAAGACGGAUAUAUUUUGGGCUCACGACCCCCGCGAAUAAACGGAAGAUGGCAGUGACUACCUGUACACGUUUUACGGACGAUUUCCAACUAUAUGAAGAACUCGGAAAGGGAGCGUUUUCAGUGGUGCGCCGCUGUGUGAAACUUUGCACCGGCCAGGAAUAUGCUGCCAAAAUCAUCAAUACCAAAAAGCUCUCAGCCAGAGAUCACCAGAAGCUGGAGAGGGAAGCCAGGAUCUGCAGAUUGCUCAAACACUCCAAUAUCGUUCGUCUCCAUGACAGCAUAUCAGAGGAGGGCUUCCACUACCUUCUGUUUGACUUAGUGACAGGUGGAGAGCUGUUUGAGGACAUCGUGGCCAGAGAGUACUACAGUGAAGCAGAUGCCAGUCACUGCAUCCAGCAGAUCCUGGAGGCUGUGUUACACUGUCACCAGUCGGGCGUGGUACACAGAGAUCUCAAGCCAGAGAACCUCCUGCUGGCCAGUAAGUGUAAGAAUGCUGCAGUGAAGCUGGCUGACUUUGGAUUGGCCAUCGAGGUACAGGGAGACCAACAGGCAUGGUUCGGUUUUGCAGGUACCCCAGGCUACCUAUCUCCAGAGGUACUGAGGAAGGAGGCUUAUGGUAAACCUGUAGACAUCUGGGCUUGUGGUGUGAUCCUGUACAUCCUGCUAGUGGGGUAUCCUCCAUUUUGGGAUGAGGACCAACACAAACUCUAUCAGCAAAUUAAAGCAGGAGCUUAUGACUUUCCGUCUCCAGAAUGGGACUCAGUGACUCCAGAAGCCAAGAACCUGAUUAAUCAGAUGUUGACCAUUAACCCUGCCAAGAGGAUCACUGCCCAGGAGGCCCUCAAACACCCAUGGGUCUCCCAACGCUCCACUGUGGCAUCCAUGAUGCACAGACAGGAGACAGUGGAGUGUCUGAAGAAGUUCAACGCCAGGAGGAAACUCAAGGGAGCCGUCCUGACUGCUAUGCUGGUGACCAGGAAUUUCUCUGGUAAAUUCGGUAGACAGUCUACAUCUCCUGCGUCAAUCACUACUGUUCCUGCAACUGCUGCUGGGAUAGUGGAGCAAGCCAAGAGUCUCCUCAACAAGAAGGCUGACGUCAAGCCUAACAGCACGAGAAACAGCACAGUCACCAGCCCCAAAGGAAUCCCCUCUGCUGCACUGGAGCCUCAGACCACUGUUAUCCAUGUGGAUAGGAACAAGGAUUCAUCUGACAGCAACACCACUAUUGAGGAUGAGGAUGUGAAACUGCGAAAACAGGAGAUUAUCAAGAUCACUGAGCAGCUGAUUGAAGCUGUCAACAAUGGAGACUUUGAGGCCUAUGCGAAGAUCUGUGACCCAUGUUUGACGUCAUUUGAGCCAGAGGCCCUGGGGAACCUAGUGGAGGGCAUGGACUUCCACCGGUUCUACUUCGACAACCUCCUGUCUAAGAACAGUAAGCCCAUCCACACCACCAUCCUCAACCCUCACGUCCACCUGAUUGGUGAAGACGCUGCCUGCAUCGCCUACAUACGCCUCACGCAAUUCGUCGACGGCGCUGGCCGCCCAUGCUCCAGCCAAUCAGAGGAGACGAGGGUGUGGCAUCGCCGAGAGAGCAAGUGGCAGAAUGUUCACUUCCACUGCUCUGGAGCACCGGCCGCACCACUGCAGCAGUGAACUGGAGGAGUGAGAGUCUUAGAGAGGAAAGAGAGAGCGAGAGGAGAAAGAGAGGAGAGGAGGAUGGAGAGAGAUGGAGAGAAGAGAGAGGAAAGGAGGAUGUGGAGAGAGAGAGAGG
This is a messenger RNA of Salmo salar (Atlantic salmon), 2506 nucleotides long. Lineage: Eukaryota; Metazoa; Chordata; Actinopteri; Salmoniformes; Salmonidae. The record is from RefSeq and is a predicted model, not a curated record.